Molecule: messenger RNA, 363 nt
Organism: Humulus lupulus (European hop)
Lineage: Eukaryota; Viridiplantae; Streptophyta; Magnoliopsida; Rosales; Cannabaceae
Exons: 2
Coding region: 1-363 (120 amino acids)
Source: RefSeq, a predicted model, not a curated record
AUGGCUAACUCAAACUCAUCAUCCUUAAGAAUCAUAGUUGAGAAUAACCCUUCUGAAGCCAAGCUUUCCGGGUUGAAUAUCAAGUGUUGGCCCAAAUGGGGUUGUUCGCAUGGGAAAUACCAGUUAAAAUUUGAUGCAGAAAAGACAUGUUAUUUGGUAAGAGGAAAAGUGAAGGCAUAUCCAAAAGUGUCAAAAACAUCACCAUCAUCAUCAUCAUCAUCAUCAUGGGUUGAGUUUGGAGUCGGUGACCUUGUGACCAUACCUAAAGGAAUGAGUUGUACUAGGGAUGUUUCGCUUGCUGUGGAUAAAUACUACAAAUUCAAGUCUUCAUCAUUUUCUUCUUCUUAUUCUUCUUCUUCAUAG